Messenger RNA from Melanotaenia boesemani (Boeseman's rainbowfish), 2405 nucleotides. It is a transcript of the gene degs1, whose product is annotated as delta(4)-desaturase, sphingolipid 1. The transcript has 3 exons. Gene Ontology annotation, biological process: ceramide biosynthetic process. Lineage: Eukaryota; Metazoa; Chordata; Actinopteri; Atheriniformes; Melanotaeniidae. Gene Ontology annotation, molecular function: sphingolipid delta-4 desaturase activity. Bases 486 to 1457 code for a protein of 323 amino acids. Gene Ontology annotation, cellular component: membrane. The record is from RefSeq and is a predicted model, not a curated record.
AUUUUGUAUAUAGAUCUCUAUGUUCUGUCUGUAUCUUUAGAUGGGUGGGACUUCAUUUGAUUGACAAACCAUGUGGACAAUCAAGAAACAAAGCUGAGAAGUCAGAUUUUCUACCAGGACAUCUCCGAAAAUAAUAACGGUUUUUAGACUAUGUCUGAGGUAACUCUGUAAAACCAGAUAACACAGAUCAUGUCUCCAUCUCCUUAUUAAACGGUGUCAAACAUCAGUAAACACUGAGCCAACGGCAGCUGAAGCCGAACCUGAGCCUGGUUGUGUGGGUGUCAGAACGCGGACCCGGCUGGCUGCCGAUGUUAGCUAACAGGCUAACCGAUGUAACGCCACCAGUUACGUAGCGAGUCCCGGCAGGAGGAGGAGCAGCUGCGGGCGACAGGAACAAGACUACAGCAGCUCUGCUUCCAACCACUUCCUCAGUACUUUUCCACCCAUGUUGGAGUGAUCUGCUCGCGGUAACAACAACAGAAAAGAUGGGAAAUCAUGUCGUCCGGGAGGACUUUGAGUGGGUUUACACGGACCAGCCGCACGCCGACCGCAGAAAAGAGAUUCUGGCUAAAUAUCCAGAAAUCAAGUCGCUGAUGGGUCCUGACCACAGGCUGAAGUGGAUUGUGUGCUUGAUGGUGGUGAUCCAGUUCUUGGCUUUCUACCUGGUCAAAGACUUGGACUGGAAGUGGGUUUUGUUUUGGACUUAUGCGUUCGGCAGCUGCAUCAACCACUCAAUGACCCUUGCCAUUCACGAGAUCUCUCACAACACAGCCUUUGGAAACAACAAGGCCACAUGGAACCGCUACUUCGCCAUGUUUGCCAACCUGCCCAUCGGGCUGCCGUACUCCGCCUCCUUCAAACGCUACCACCUAGACCACCACCGCUACCUGGGCGGAGACGGCAUUGACGUGGACAUCCCUACUGAUUUUGAAGGUUGGUUCUUCUGUACGCGUUUCCGCAAAUUCAUCUGGAUUAUCCUGCAGCCGCUGUUCUACGCCGUCCGGCCCCUCUGCAUCAACCCCAAGCCCAUCAGUCAGCUGGAGGUCACCAAUGUGGCCUUCCAGCUCACCUUCAACGUCCUGCUGUACUGGCUGUGGGGGGCCAAACCUGUGGUCUACAUGCUGGCCGGCUCCAUGUUGGGAAUGGGCUUGCACCCCAUCUCUGGCCACUUCAUUGCGGAGCACUACAUGUUCCUGAAGGGCCACGAGACAUACUCCUACUAUGGCUCCUUAAACCUGCUCACCUUCAACGUGGGUUACCACAACGAGCACCACGACUUCCCCAGCAUCCCAGGACGAAGACUGCCCCAGGUGAGGAAGAUAGCAGCGGAGUACUACGAGGACCUUCCUCAGUACACGUCCUGGAUCAAGGUUCUGUACGACUUCAUCAUGGACGACUCUCUGAGCCCGUAUUCCCGAAUCAAAAGGAAGCUGAAGGGAGACGUGAAACAGGAGUAGCUUCUCUGGAAGCUUGUGUGGACCAAAGCUGACACCCUGCUCCCCCAUUAACACCUCCUGCACAUUAACGCCGGUUCAGACCAGUUCUGUUGGACUGAGAACGUUUGUUACUGAAAAGGUUGUUGGACUGAUGUUCAGUUAAACUCCAGCAGGUUAUUUGUCAGUGUUGUCUUGCUGAGAAAAUUUGCACACAUCCUUUUUUGUGGUAAAAUGUAGCUAGACUGAGAGAAAUUCAGAUGCCUUAAACCCAACAUGAAGUUUAGGAUUAAAUCACCUUCCAAACCAAAUAAGAUGGACAUGUUCAGUUUUUCAUUUUCUGCCUGAUGUUCUGAUGAUUAACACACAGAAGCUGUCUGAUCCAAUCAGACGUUGAUCGCUGCUUCCUGCUCGUCGUCCUGGUCAACAGGCAUUAUUCAGCUUUUAACACAGCUCCUCUAUUAUUUCACCACGUUGCCAGAUCUGCUUUUAUUCAGCUCCCAUCGUUUGGUGCUACAUAAUAAGCUGAAGAAUAAACAGAAUUCAUGUAACUUUAAAUAACGGGAAUAAUAACAGUGCCUGACAAAGAAAAUGUUUGUUUUAAUAUUCGUGGUGAUGAUCAACUAUGUUUUUAUGCUUGAUACAUAACACAAGCCCACCUCAGAUAAACGUCAUUCCUCCGUGUUUGUGAGCUCGGCAUCAGGAGGCUGCCCUGUGACAAAAAAACAACCGCACCUGAAGGAGGUUCCCAGCAUCUGUUGCCAUGGUGAGGCAGCUUGGUAAGAAGAAGCUUUGUGAUGCUGAAAAUCCCAGGCUGAACCUGAAGUCACCUAGAUAAGCUCCCGCCUCACGGUGCACACCUGAUUGGCUCUACUGUUAUGAAAACGGCUGAGAUGUUGACUGACUGCUGAGUCCACUGAUUUAUUUCCCUCCUGUAAAUUGACUGAAAAAUAAAAGUACUUUUUAUUGUCA